This is a messenger RNA of Diachasma alloeum, 1501 nucleotides long. RefSeq lists its product as uncharacterized. Lineage: Eukaryota; Metazoa; Arthropoda; Insecta; Hymenoptera; Braconidae. The coding region runs from base 115 to 726 and encodes 203 amino acids. The transcript has 5 exons. The record is from RefSeq and is a predicted model, not a curated record.
UUCAGUCUCUUUCUCCUUUUAAUUCUUUUUUUAAUAUCAACUACCUCGACGCUGGAAUUUUGUGCACGGCAGUUGUUGCUGACUUUUCGUUGAUUGAGGUACAUCGGGAGAAACAUGAGGCUCUCAUUCACCAUACUACUGGGGCUGUGUUUAAUGGCUGGCUGCAGGUCGGCUGAGGAGGAUUACGAGUAUGAGGAUGAGCCAGCCCCUGCCCCAGUGACCCCGGCACCUUCUAAACCCGCUGGAAGACUUGGGGGUCUAUUAUCUCCACGUGCCAGGGCACCUGUAGGCAGAAAAGCUACUCCGGCAUCAACAACACCAAAGCCAGUUGAGCAACCGGUUGAAGAAGAGUUCGACGAGGGUGAAGAGGUAGUGGAUGAAAAUCAAGAGCCAGAAGAAACAUCAACGACCACCACUGAAGCAACUAAAAAGCUCCGUGCUGGAGGAGUUAGGCCGUUCAGAUCGAAUGAGGAUCUUCUAGCCGCUCUUAAACGACGAAGGGCUGAAGUGGGAACACAUAAGAAAGAACAUCCGACAACGCAGACAUCUGCAGACUCUUCAACAUCGAAGUCAAAAGCCUCGGGGCGUAAGAAUAACGAAUCAACGACGAGAGCACCAGCUCGCGGUAGAUUUGGUGGCAGCACAAGAGGAAAAAAUACUGAAGAAGUUCAAGAAACUCAACACGAAGAAAUCCAAGUGAAACCCAAGCCGUAUCGCAGAGGUUGAAAAAAAAUCACAAUUAAUUCCCAAUAAAUUUCAAUUGCCUCUUCCAAAUAAUUCAAUUGAGCUCAAACCCCUGAAACCAACUCAAUCUAUCUCAUUGAGUCUUGCACAGAGGACUCUCCUUUAUUCUUCCAUUCCAUAAUUCGCACUCUACUCCCCUCGAGGCCUGCUUCUCCUCAAAAUCCUCCCCCCACUCCUCAUUUAUCGUUUAUCCUCCUCUGUGACGUCUUGCGCUGCGGAGUGCGCAGUGAGUCACAGACGGUUAUGUUCUUCUCCUCCCACUGGCGCGAUCAUCCCCACUAUUCCCAGCUUUCCCUUCUCUCAUGCCGCCUGAACUGGCGGAGUGGGGGUCUCUCCUUUACUCGCAUUUCACAUGAAAUCGCUUCAAGGACACACCUCGAGCUGUGGGAAUUAAGAAGAGUCCACUGUACUUUGUCAUUACCUAAUUGUGACUUAUUCCGCAGUUGAAUUAUUGUUCUCAAUUGUACCGUUUUGUUUGAAUUUUCUGUCCUCUCACUGAUAUCAUGUGAUAGAUCCCUUUGAACAUUCGGUUGAUUUCAUAAAUUUCGGAGAUGAAUACUACUAUCAAUGUGAUAGACGUUUCUAGUAAUUUCGACGUCGUACGAUGCAAUUCUGACUCCCCAACACCAGAUUCUCUUGUUUUUUAAAUAGAGGACGUUAUCAUGUACAUAAAAUGAUUAAAUUACCGUCCAUUCUUUUUUUAAUAUUAAUGAUAAAUUUUUGUAUAAAUGUAAAUUAGUGAUAGUAAAAAAACAAA